AUGUCAGAGGGUAAUUCAGUUGCUGUGAUUGGCUCUGGGUUGGUCGGUUGCUUCGCUGCAUUGGCUUUGCAGAGAAAAGGUUACAACGUAUCCCUUUUCGACUAUAGAGAAGACCCACGUGAGAAGCCAAAUAAUGAGGGAAACUUGCGUUCCAUCAAUUUGGUGGUUUCUGCAAGAGGAAUUGAAGCUUUGACAGAAUUGACUCCUGAUAUUUUGGAACCAGUGCUCCAAGACAGUUGUGAAUUAGAGGGUCGUAUGAUUCAUAAGAUGAAUGGAAGCCAGGAGCGCCAAAUUUAUGGAUUAUUUGGUGAAACACUUCAGGCUGUUGACCGGUUUAAGUUGAAUAACAGGUUAUUGGAUGAAAUCACCAAAGUUGACGACAUUAAGGUGUAUUUUCAGCACAAGCUAAGGAAGUUAGACUUGUACGGUGAGAAAGUAAUUGGUGUUUUUGAAACUGAGGACGACAAUAUCGUUGAGUAUGAGUUUGAUUUUGCUCUAGGAUGCGACGGUGCGUACUCUACUUCGCGUUCGCAGCUCCAGCGCUACACCAGGAUGGAUUAUGCUCAAGAUUACAUGGACUGCUUUUACGUGCAUCUAUCUAUCCCUCCUGCCGAUGAAAAAGGAACUCCUAAAAUCACGCCUAAUUACUUACAUAUUUGGCCAAGAACUGAUCAUAUGCUUAUUGCGAUUGUCAACCCAGAUGGUUCGUUUACUUCCACCUUUUUCGGACCCUGGAGAUUGGCUUCUGAAUUGAACUCUCGCGAAAAAAUAAAAUCCUUUUUAAUGGACAAUUUCCCGGAUGCUAUGGAGCUCAUGGGUAUUGAGAAUGCUCUCGAUGCAUUCGAAAACAAUAUAAAAGGUGCGUUAAUGUGUGUGCAAUGCCACCCAUACCACAGCCCUGACGGAAAGAUGAUCAUCCUAGGAGAUGCUGCGCAUUCCAUGGUGCCAUUCUAUGGCCAAGGUAUGAAUUGUGGGUUUGAAGACGUUAGAAUUCUCUUGCAGCUCUUGGAAAAACACGAAUUUAACAGGGUGGCUGCUUUUGAAGAAUACUCUGCAACAAGACACAAGGAUUUGGUUGCCAUCACCCAACUUGCAAAGGACAAUUACUAUGAAAUGUCACAUAACGUGGCUACAAAACUGCACAUGUUCAAAAUGAAGCUAAAUUGGGUUUUGGGAAAAGUUCUAAGAGAUGGGUGGUUACCACUGUACACAAUGGUUUCAUUCCGGGCAGAAAUUCCCUAUCAUAAGGCAAUUGCCAUUAACCGCAGACAGAACCUGAUUUUGAAAUUUGUACAGACCUUGCUUGUUCCAAUCAUCGCAUUUGGUGGUUACAAAUCAUUUGUAGGUAUCUAUGGGUUGGUCAAAAAAAUAUCUAAGCAAUAG
Messenger RNA from Eremothecium sinecaudum, 1383 nucleotides. It is a transcript of the gene BNA4, whose product is annotated as kynurenine 3-monooxygenase. The transcript has a single exon. Gene Ontology annotation, cellular component: mitochondrial outer membrane. Lineage: Eukaryota; Fungi; Ascomycota; Saccharomycetes; Saccharomycetales; Saccharomycetaceae. Gene Ontology annotation, molecular function: FAD binding; kynurenine 3-monooxygenase activity; NAD(P)H oxidase H2O2-forming activity. Gene Ontology annotation, biological process: quinolinate biosynthetic process; L-tryptophan catabolic process; NAD+ metabolic process. The record is from RefSeq and is a predicted model, not a curated record. The coding region runs from base 1 to 1383 and encodes 460 amino acids.